AUGCGUUCUGUCCCGAUUUUUGUCUGCCUACUAGGAAUCUCGCUUGCCACUGCACUCCGUAUUAUUCCACGCUCGCAAAAACCAGAUGUAACACCAGAAGGUUUUCUUAAAGCAGGCCCUGGUGGCAUUGAUGCGAUCGAAAUUACUCCAAAGAAUCUACUUGCUGGGACGUCAGGCAAUCCCAAAGCUCCUGUUUUGAAACACCGUGCUCCUGACUCUGCUUCCUUGGUGGUAAAACUGAUUAAUAACUUGGAUAGGGCGACUGUGAGAGCUUACAUAUCCGGUCUGGAUGCUACUGGUAAGGUUUUCUUUCUCUCCCCCAACGGUAAGCUUGUCUACCCCAAGUCAAAAGAGCCUCAUGUAUCAAGCGAGAUUACGGAAGACAUUGCCUUAUCCUUAGGCUCCAAGAAUCAGACUCUUGACGUAUCACUCCCUCCAUUUAUUCGCUCAGGUCGCGUCUACUUUGCAGACAGCGACCUCCGUUUCUUUGUUGUCAACAAUGGAGGAGGCGAUAGCGUUGUCCAACCUUCGGUCACCAAUCUACAAGAUCCCAAUGCAGACGUGAACUGGGGAUUUGUAGAAUUGACCUAUAUGAAUGGUUUAUUAUAUGCUAACAUCAGUUAUGUUGAUUUUGUCGGUAUAGUGCUUGGCAUGAUGCUCACUGAAAAGGAUGGUAGUACCCAGACCACUGCGGGGCUGGUAGCCGAUGCUGUUACCAAGAUUUGUAAUGACUUAAUGAAACUGAGAGAAACUGACCAUCGUGAUUGGGCAUCACUCUGUAUUGCGAACGCGGAGGGGAAGACUGUGCGUGUCCUCUCCCCGGGAAAUCGGCACGAGGUCGAAGCUCAACUGUUCAACGACUAUUGGGAUACCUAUGUAAACGAAGUAUGGAAGAAGUACGCAACACAAGACCUCGUCAUCGACACCCAGUCAAAUGCCAGCCAGGUCAAGUGUAGAGUUUCGGACAAUCAGCUCGUCUGCGAAGGAAGCGAUCGUGGCUUCGCCAAACCUACCAGUAAAGAUAUCUGGGGCUGUAACAGCGGCCCGUUUGCUAUCUCUGAAGGUGAUACAUCAAUCCAUGCAGCUAUAGUCCCCCGAAUCUGUGCCGCAUUUGUUCGAUCAACGCUUCUGCUCGAUGGAGGUGACAUCCAGCCGAGCUUAGGUCAGAGUUCCUACUAUACAGUCAAUCCUACUAAUCAUUACAGCCGCAUUGUUCAUUCUUAUGAGGUCGAUGGUAGAGGUUACGCCUUUCCUUAUGAUGACGUUAACCCUGAUGGCAAUGAGGAUGCGUCUGGGGUUGUGAGUUCGAAUAGCGUCCAGUCUUUAGCCAUCUAUGUUGGCGCGCCACCUUCACUUGGCUAA
This is a messenger RNA of Fusarium redolens, 1362 nucleotides long. RefSeq lists its product as uncharacterized. The record is from RefSeq and is a predicted model, not a curated record. NCBI's taxonomy places the organism in Eukaryota, Fungi, Ascomycota, Sordariomycetes, Hypocreales, Nectriaceae. The transcript has a single exon. The coding region runs from base 1 to 1362 and encodes 453 amino acids.